This is a messenger RNA of Engraulis encrasicolus (European anchovy), 1964 nucleotides long. It is a transcript of the gene nkapd1, whose product is annotated as NKAP domain containing 1. The record is from RefSeq and is a predicted model, not a curated record. The transcript is spliced from 6 exons. NCBI's taxonomy places the organism in Eukaryota, Metazoa, Chordata, Actinopteri, Clupeiformes, Engraulidae. The coding region runs from base 420 to 1304 and encodes 294 amino acids.
GACCACGUGCAUCCGUUGACAGACGCACCCGGAAGAUGUUGGAUUCAGAGCAUCAGCUAACUCGGCUUUAGCAUCAGUGAAAUUAUUUUCAAUGACUGUCCAACGGAAGUUUUUUAUUAUUAUUUCUUGACGCUUCGUUGAUGUUUCCACCAGCAUAAGGAACAAUCGAGUCGGUUUUAUUUUCUGUCUCAAAAUCGAUAUGGUUAAGAUUGCACAUUUCACGGCCAAUAACCUAGCUAGAGGGAAUCUCAGCAGCCAGCAGCAGCACUGAGCUAAGAGUCAAAGAAAGUCGAACUAGCGUGGCAUUUCCAGCAUCACAUCACCGUGUAAACGUGUUUGGAAAGAUGAUACUUUGAAUGGAACCUUACUAAGUUUUUGCAUGUUGAGGCACGAAAAAAGGACAAAGAAAGGGUGCCAUCAUGGCUGGUGUGUCGCUUGGCAGCAAGAAGUUGCUGAGAAAUGUCAUCCGCCACACAGACAUUCACAACAAGAUCGUGGAACAGGAGGACAUGUGGAAGCUAAGGGGCCUGGAGAAAACCGUAUUGCAGUCCCACGCCUUCUCCAGGGGCCUGGUGGACAAAACAGCACGACAGUCGCACUCAUCCAGCCACAGAGACAGACCACCAGCCUCCUCCACCCGGGGCUACAUGCACUGCGACCGGUAUGAGGACGACAGGCACGACAGGGGAUCGCGCCUCUCCGACAGAGACGACAGGGAUGCACGCUAUUGGUCCAAGAAGCUCUAUGAGUUUGAGGCCAACGAUCCAGACAGAUGGGGCCACAGUGGAUUCAAAGAGCUCUAUCCAGAGGAGUUUAAAACUGACGGUGACAGCAGUGGUGAUGGGGACACGCGGCGGCAUCGCAGGAGGAGGAGGAGGAGCAGUGAGAGAGACGCGGCGCGCCGGAAGCACUCCAAGAAGACCUCCCCCUCCUCCUCCCCCUCCAAGAAGAGGAAGAGGAGGAAGGAGAAGGAGAAGAAGAAGAAGAAAAAGCGAAAAGCAGACGACUCCUCCAGCUCCGACUCUGCCGACACGGACGGAGAGAUGCGGCGGAAAAGACGCAAAGAGGAGGAGAAGAGAAAGGUGCGUCGGAAAAAGGCGGAGCGAAGGAGAAGAGAGGAGGACGAGGAGGAGAAUAGCAGCUCAGAAGAUAGUGACUCUGAGGAAGAGAGGGAGAGGAAGAGUAGACGGAGGAAAAGACACAGGCGGGACUCUGGCUCCCGUGACAAGGAGGCAUCACGGAAAAAGAGGAAAAAUUGGAAGACUGCGGACGAGGAGAAAUCUGACGAAAGUUCAGAAGACUAAAGAUCUGUUCACACGGAACACUUGUAAGGACACAAAACAGUCACGAAAUGAGAGAGAGAAGAGCUGCAGCAGUAUUAAUCAGUCUGUACACGUCAGGUUCACAUCAACAGUGCAAGUCAUGGUCCAGUUUCCAAACACACUGAAUGCAACAACAUGGCAGGUUUCAGAACUUUGCUUGCUGUUUCAUUGCCUGUUUUUGGUUUAAACUGGCUUAAACAUACUACACACACUACCACCAUCACCACCACCACCUAUGUCCCAGCUCACAGACAUGUUGUAAAAUAUUUACGUGUAGCACCUGAUGACUUAAGCAGCUGUGUACCUAGGCACGUUUCCUCCUCAGGGACACGGACACACACACACACACACACACACACGCACCUCAUGUCUCCAUUAUGGCAGUCGGGGUCACCCAGUUUUUAUACUUUUUUUUUUUUUUUUAAACUUUUUUGUAAAAAAAACAAAAAGAUUUUGGUUAAUGUUUUUCUAACUUAUUCAUAUGCUAGUGAUAAACCAUGAACAAAGCAGAAAAGACCUGAGAGAUCCUACCUCCAGCAUGCUAAUGAUGGUUUUUAAGUUAAACAAUCUGUUUAAAAGUGUUUCUUUGCUGUUGCAAUCAAACCGAUAAAAGGACAAUAAAUCACUGCAUAUUUUUAAGAA